Ornithodoros turicata is the source of this 1530-nucleotide messenger RNA. RefSeq lists its product as uncharacterized. Gene Ontology annotation, molecular function: nucleic acid binding. Gene Ontology annotation, biological process: DNA integration. The transcript has a single exon. Lineage: Eukaryota; Metazoa; Arthropoda; Arachnida; Ixodida; Argasidae. Bases 1 to 1530 code for a protein of 509 amino acids. The record is from RefSeq and is a predicted model, not a curated record.
AUGUGCAACGCUGCGUCAGCAGUACGUCCUCCGCCUGUGUUCAGCUUAGAUCGUUACGGCACUCUCAGCCAAAUGCUUCGAGUCACUGCAUGGGUUGCCAGGUUCAUCAAGAACACCCAUCCCAGAAAAUCACACAACCGCGGCCCGUUGACUGCAUCCGAGAUCGCCGAAGCGGAGCUAUACUGGAUUCGGCAAGUCCAAGAGGAAGUCUUUCACGAAACCCUCGCAAUUCUUCGUCGUGCCGAUCCACUGCCCCGCUCGUCACGACUCGCGGCACUGCGGCCUUUCCUGGACAGCGACCAGAUCCUGCGUGUCGGGGGUCGACUAGCUGAGCUUCUUGAUUCAGACAGCUUGAAACAUCCUAUCAUCUUACCAAACACGCACCUGUUCACGCAUCACACCGUGAUGCACACACAUGUACGCUUGUGCCACGCAGGGGUCCAGACGACGCUACUUGACCUGCGCAGUCGCUUUUGGAUCCUGAAGGGGCGUCAGGCAGUGAAGUGUGUCGUCGCUAGGUGCCUCGUAUGCCGCCGCAUGAAGCUUCGACCAGAGCACGCUCCAUUCGCUCCACUUCCGCGUGACCGCAUAACCGAGUCCGGACCAUUCCAUGUCAUCGGCGUGGAUUUCUGUGGCCCCCUUUAUGUCAAGCAGGGUCCGACUGUCACGAAGAGUUACGUCGCACUUUUUACGUGCGCCGUCACGCGAGCCGUCCACCUGGAACUUGUUAGCGACAUGACCACUUCCUCGUUCCUGCUCGCCUUUCGGCGCUUCAUCGCGCGACGCGGCGUUCCAUCCGUAGUCUAUUCGGACAACGCCCGGACCUUCCGAAGAUGCGCCCGUAUCCUCGCUCUCCUGCCCGCCGAGGAUGUGCAAAACUUUGCCGCCAACCUUCGCAUCACCUGGAAGUUCAAUGUUCCCUACGCACCUUGGUGGGGCGGGUGGUGGGAGCGGAUGAUUCGGACCAUGAAAAGCGCACUGAAGGUCUCACUUGGACGAACGCGUCAGACCUUUGAAGGGCUCACCACGUUGCUCCACGAAAUUGAAGCGGUGAUAAAUAGUAGGCCGCUAACCGGUGUGAGUUCUGAUCCCAACGAAGCGCCACCAAUUACGCCCUCUCACUUCUUAACCGGCGGCAGAUCAAUGCAGCUCCCGGCAUCUCCAGAAGAGGAGCAGGUUGGGACGACGACGCUGCACAGGCUCAGGGAAGAGCAGCUGCAAGCUCUCGCAAUGUUUUGGCGGCGGUGGAAGAGAGAGUACCUCCUCCAGCUGCGCUCCGCCCACGAAAGUUCCCGCGGUGACCCAACGGCGUUGAAGGCGGGUGAUGUAGUCAUCGUGGGAGAUGACUCAACACCACAGCUCCUCUGGAAAAUGGCAAUCGUAACCGCCAGCCACCCGGGUCGAGACGGCGUCGCAAGAGCAUUCACGCUAAGACUGCCGAACAAACGACAUAUCGUGCGCCCUGCGCAGCGGCUCUACCUACUCGAAGCUAGCGUGGAUCCUGGCCCCGGGGAGGAUGUUAAAGAUUGA